UAAAAAGUUAUCAUUAUUAUAGUUCAAACGACACGAUUUGGAAAUCUUUUUUUUUUAGAUCCAUUUGAAGCGUUUUUUGUUUCAUUGGCUACUUGAUAUUGGCCCUCAAAAAAUCUUCUUACUCUGGAAUUAUUCCUCUUGAAUGAAGAUAGCAUCCCCAUGCAACAGAUUAAGGAUUUAUUGGGUUUGGAAUAAUCAUAGAGUAGCUGGAAUUUGCAAUUUAUUAUUAAGAAUAUUUCAUUCAAGAUAAAAUUAAAAAAAUAUAUCAAAUAAAAUCAAUUUUGCAAAGCAAAAAGUGUGACAGAAAUUCCAAUAGAUAUUUCAAGCUUCAAGAGAGAACGGUGCCCUAAAAUCAUUGUGGUUUCAUUUUUAUAUAAUAAACAUUUAAAAGCGCUGCAAAGAAAUUACCCCAGGAAUGCAAAAUUCGGCUAUUUGUUUCCCUCACAAGCUUCAUCUCCGAGGCUAGAUGAUAUACUUAAGGUAAAAUAUUUAUGUUUUUUUUGCGCGAACUUUGACCGGAAUAUGACAAAAUGUCGUGACGUGAUGCGGGCACGCUGGGACCAGAUAACAGCACGCAACCCCGGAUCAAGAGCUGAAAAGGACUACAUGUUGCAGGCUGUUCCUGUCUUCACUCAUUCCGAUUCCCGCUAUAAAACCAUUUAGUGACGUCAUAGACAAAGCUGUCCCAAGGCUACUUCUGAUUUUAAGGUUCUGGGCCAAAAGUUCUAUGCGGCUAGGCACGUUGUCAUGCCAACCAAUGGUGGUGGUUUUUAAUUACGUGUUUUUCUCGCGCUUGGAGGAGCUGUUCUGCGCGCUUGUCUACUUGAUCAGGUAUGUUCUACAGCGUACCGCACUGACUUAUGGGAUAGCUGUGCAUGGCCCCUUUAUCGUUAUAUUUGUGAUAAGAAAUGCGAUGGCAUCUGUUUCCGCGAUCAUCAUGUGGUCAUUCAAGACAGGGCUGUACUGCAGUUUGGUUCUGAUAAAGUUCGUUUCUCUAUCGUCCAUUCAUUGGGUAACAGACAAUUUUGAAGUCAUAACAAGGUGUACAGCAGGCGUAUUUUUAGCGUGUAUCACCGCUGUGCUGAUGUUUCCGGUUUUACACACCUUUUUUCUGUAUCAUUUAUUCGGCGUCUUUUCACCCGGAACUAUGAUAAGUCUCAACUCCCCGGCUUUAGUUGAGUUAGACACGACUUCACAGAUCUUCGUGGACUUUUCAUUCAGUGUUUGGAUGAUCUUACGUACGAUAUUCUAUUAUUCAAUAACAAGAAUCAUGGACCGCGCACCGGAAAAACCUAAAAGAACCACCGCUAUAUUGGAUUCCUCAAAACACGUUUAUGGUAUAUCCAAACAAUGGGCUCUUCUAGCGACCAUCCUCCCUUGCGCGCUUAGCACUAGCUGGCCAAAACACAUGCUCAACAACGGAAUCAAUUUGGCUUGCUUCGCCUUAUUUACAAACCGGUUAAAUGCACCUAGAGUGAUUACCAAGGGAUAUACACUGGGUUACAUACUCUUGAUUGGACAAAGUGUACUCGUCACAGUGCAUCAGUUAUUUUUUACGGCGACCGAAAUGGACGACGGCAUGGAUGUUUUAUUCACGAUGGCGUGUUGCGGUGCAUUAUGGGUGGCGUGGAGGGUGGCGACUGACGCAUGUGGGAGACUGGCGGAGAUUUUAAUUGGGAGCACGUUUACAACGCAUGCGCAGGGUAGAUCAUGGCAGCAGUUUGUAAGCAGGUAGUAGCAAGCGAAAUAGUUUUUUGACUAUUUGCCCGCGCGACAAAUUGGGCGUAACACAUAGAAACGCUUGCUACGCAAGCUACCAGAUAUAUUAUUUUAUAUUUAUAAUGAAGUUAACAGUUAAGCGUUUGAAUAUGAAAAAUAUAUAUUGUUCACUUGAA
This is a messenger RNA of Nematostella vectensis (starlet sea anemone), 1895 nucleotides long. RefSeq lists its product as uncharacterized. Lineage: Eukaryota; Metazoa; Cnidaria; Anthozoa; Actiniaria; Edwardsiidae. The coding region runs from base 728 to 1735 and encodes 335 amino acids. The record is from RefSeq and is a predicted model, not a curated record. The transcript has 7 exons.